Messenger RNA from Gasterosteus aculeatus aculeatus (three-spined stickleback), 1503 nucleotides. It is a transcript of the gene h2ax1, whose product is annotated as H2A.X variant histone family member 1. The record is from RefSeq and is a predicted model, not a curated record. Gene Ontology annotation, molecular function: structural constituent of chromatin; protein heterodimerization activity; DNA binding. NCBI's taxonomy places the organism in Eukaryota, Metazoa, Chordata, Actinopteri, Perciformes, Gasterosteidae. Gene Ontology annotation, cellular component: nucleosome.
CGCCGGGGGGCCGCCCGUACCGCUCCGCGCGCUGCGCCAUUGGCUCGCGUGUUUCAGAUUCACUCCGCCAAUCUGAGAAGCCUCUGUUGUUAUAUGCUUUUCCUCCCUAAAGCAUUACGUAAAGAUUCGAUCGCGCCCGCUCACAGUCUCACGGCCUUUCCGCCGAGCCAAUAACUGACUGGAACAAACAUGUCUGGCAGAGGGAAAACCGGAGGCAAAGCUCGAGCGAAGGCCAAGUCCCGCUCCUCCCGGGCUGGACUCCAGUUCCCGGUGGGCCGAGUUCACAGGCUACUGCGCAAGGGAAACUAUGCGGAGCGCGUCGGUGCCGGGGCUCCGGUGUACCUGGCGGCCGUGCUGGAGUAUCUAACAGCUGAGAUCCUGGAGCUGGCAGGUAACGCGGCCAGGGACAACAAGAAGACCAGGAUCAUCCCCAGGCACCUCCAGUUGGCCGUGCGCAACGACGAGGAGCUUAACAAGCUGCUGGGAGGUGUGACCAUCGCGCAGGGGGGAGUGCUGCCCAACAUCCAGGCUGUCCUCCUCCCCAAGAAGACGGAGAAACCGGCCAAGAGCAAGUAAAAGACAGGCCGCAGAACCUGGUCGUGCUCGUUUUUGGGAUUGACAUUUUCCAAUAGUGGACAGUGUUUGGUGUUGCUGUUUCUACAAUGAAGACAUCAAGUCUCUUUCCAUCGGGGCUGCUCACAGACUGGUUUUCUCUCGUGUAGUCGACUCGUUAAACUCGUGGACGAGAUCCGAUGUUAACAUGGACUUGUUCUGAGGGGAGGGCUUCGUAUUGGUUCGCUCUGCUGCUACCAGACGUUACAGAUGGUUGUGUUGUUUUUGUCAUGUCUCAAUAAAAAGACCCCGCAGCCUCGUGGCAUAGGGCGAGUACAUCCGGUCUGCAUGGAGCCUGUGUACUGUGUCAGCAGUCAGUAGGAGAGAGAACGACAUGCAGCUUGUGCAGAGUUUAAACGGGCAAUGUAAAAUAGAGUACUGGUACUGUUUUUUUUGGUCCCAUAUUAUGAGGGUUUUCUCCAUCACGUGCCUUCUCAUGCUGAAAUUAUGAACGGCAGUCCUUCAAGGAAGCCGUGGCAGAUUGUGAUCAUGUUUCUAUUCAUUGCUACAUAUGAUCCUGUCCUUUGAGAACAAUAGAAUAUCUUGAUCAUUUUGCAGUUGAGCGAGCAUCCCUCUAUUCAUUUCUUUUCCUUCAAGGUACAUUUCUAAAACUGUACUUUACUGUGCCGACCAAACUAAAAUGAGUAGUUUAGUUGAACUGUCAAACAUUCCCAAGGCUGGGCCUCUUUUCUCAUUAGGGUUCUCAUUGCAUUGUUUGUAUUAGUCACACACCCUGAAACUGGGUUUCUUCUAGAUGCAACUCACAGCAUAAAGGGGGAAUUGGAAACAUUAUACUUGGGAAACAUUUAGACAACUUACUACUCAAUUAUUUGAGCUGAUGUAACUUUUUUUUAAACCUUUCUGUCUAUAAUAAAACAGUUCAUAAUCCUC